This is a messenger RNA of Letharia columbiana, 330 nucleotides long. RefSeq lists its product as uncharacterized. The coding region runs from base 1 to 330 and encodes 109 amino acids. The record is from RefSeq and is a predicted model, not a curated record. Gene Ontology annotation, biological process: intracellular signal transduction; protein phosphorylation. Lineage: Eukaryota; Fungi; Ascomycota; Lecanoromycetes; Lecanorales; Parmeliaceae. The transcript has 3 exons. Gene Ontology annotation, molecular function: ATP binding; protein serine/threonine kinase activity. Gene Ontology annotation, cellular component: nucleus; cytoplasm.
AUGGCUGACCUUCAAGGCCGCAAAGUCUUCAAGGUCUUCAAUCAAGACUUUAUUGUCGACGAGCGAUACAACGUAACGAAGGAGCUGGGGCAGGGAGCUUAUGGCAUAGUGUGCGCGGCCACCAACAACCAUACCGGCGAAGGUGUCGCAAUCAAGAAAGUCACCAAUGUUUUCAGCAAGAAGAUCCUUGCAAAGCGGGCUUUGCGUGAGAUCAAGCUUCUACAGCACUUCCGAGGUCACCGCAAUAUAACAUGCCUCUACGAUAUGGACAUCCCUCGGCCGGACAACUUCAAUGAGACGUAUCUCUAUGAAGGCAGGUGGACAAAUUGA